AUGGCAGCAUCCUCAAAUCCAAUGCCAGAAAUACUUCUAGAAGCUAAACAAGCUGCCAUAACAGUGGCCAUGACAGCCAACAAGGAAGUAGCAGAACUUGAGAAAAUAUUAGCAGAACCUGAAGGGUUAACAGAGGCAGAGCGUGCAGCAAUAGCAGCUGCAAAAACAGUGGCACAGAUGGCAAAAGCAACAGCGAUGGCAGCAUGUACAGCAAUAGAGGAACCAUCAGUAGAUACAGGACUGGCGGCAGCAGCUGGAGCAGAGGCGGCAGCAGCUGGAGCAGAGGCGGCAGCAGCUGGAGCAAAGGCGGCAGCAGCUGGAGCAGAGGCGGCAGCAGCUGUGGCAGAGGCGGCAGCAGCUGGAGCAGAGGCGGCAGCAGCUGGAGCAGGGGCGGCAGCAGCUGGAGCAGAGGCGGCAGCAGCUGCUGCGAUCAACAACAGAGUCAGUCUCAUUUCUGUCACAGUGGCUCUCAUAGCUGUUGCGCUGCUUUAA
Trematomus bernacchii (emerald rockcod) is the source of this 492-nucleotide messenger RNA. RefSeq names its product antifreeze protein Maxi-like. NCBI's taxonomy places the organism in Eukaryota, Metazoa, Chordata, Actinopteri, Perciformes, Nototheniidae. The record is from RefSeq and is a predicted model, not a curated record. The transcript has a single exon. The coding region runs from base 1 to 492 and encodes 163 amino acids.